GGAAAAUACCAUCCACUGGCAAGUUGAUGCUGACCCUCACAACUGACGCCUGCGAGGGGAAGGAAAAUUUUGUCCGCUACCUCGAGCACGUCCAAGCCGUCAUCACGGUCAACGCAACCAGAAGAGGAGACCUGAACAUCAACAUGACUUCCCCUAUGGGCACCAAGUCCAUCCUGCUGAGCCGGCGUCCGAGGGAUGAUGACUCCAAGGUGGGCUUUGACAAGUGGCCUUUCAUGACCACCCACACGUGGGGGGAAGACGCCCGAGGAACCUGGACCCUGGAGCUGGGGUUUGCUGGGAGCACACCCCAGAAAGGGGUGCUGAAGGAGUGGGCCCUGAUGCUGCAUGGCACACAGAGUGCCCCUUACAUCGACCAGGUCGUGAGGGAUUACCAGUCCAAGCUGGCCAUGUCCAAGAAGGAGGAGCUGGAGGAAGAGCUGGACGAGGCUGUGGAGAGAAGCCUCAAGAGCCUCCUGCACAAGGACUAGUGCCAUCCCUGCCUCCACCACUUUCCCCCAUCUCUGCCUCCUGUCCUUGCUCCACCCUCUGUCAGGAACCCAGCAAUUACUGUCACCCCCACACAAGCAGUUCCAGCUUCUCCAUCUGAAGCUCCGCUCACUGUCAGUGAUUAUUUUCAUUACAAUGGAAGCAAUCUUUUUUAUCCUGUGCCCCAAAUACAGUGUUCCCACCAACACCUACAUUCUAUUUGUGACUCUUAAGUUCUUUGUUUCUGUCAUUCGAAUAGGUGAUAUCCUGCAAACAAAACUGGGACAACUUUCCCCUCACUAUUUUUUCAUAUCUGACAAGAGAAGAGAAUGCAUUUAACAAGCCACACACAGGGAUACUAAGAACAUUUAUUUGUGGUCUCAAAUGCAGACCUGUUACAUAAAAGAAACUCAAGGAAUAUGACAGAGGAUGAGCUAUGAACAGAGCACAGGAGAUGCUGUAAGUCCUUUGGGGAUAAAUGUUUGCAACUUAGCAAGGUUUUUCAGGAAUGUAAGGCAGCAUGCUUUGAAAGAUGCCAUCCAUGAGAGCCCUAAUUCCUGGAUGGGGAAGAAAGUCAAACUUCAUGAGCAUUCAAAGUCUCACCAGUAUCAAGAUCGUAAUUUGUCCUAUUCAGCCAGUGUUAUAAACAUAAAACCUAAGUAGCGAGGCUGCCAUUCCACCAGCUGCUGCUCUGAGUCAUGGUAAAAUCUGCCAGAGAAACCUAAUUACUCCCAGUUUGUACAGGGUUCAUUCCUGCCCCAAUUUUCUGGGGUUCCUCACAUAGCUAUCAAAGGAGAGAAAGAUAAGGCAGGUCUGGCACCAUGUCUGAAGAAUAAAGCCUAGCUUGGUGGUUUUUAACACAAGGACUUUCCUUUUCCAAGUCACUUUGUGGCUCCUUAACCUGACGCUAGAGGCUGGGUAUUUUUGACACAGGAAUACUUGGCUUUGAUUUGCAAAACAUGAUUGGAGGGAAACAGCUUACACCUUCAUGCUGUGGUUUCCUUGCUGGGGUAAGGAAAUGCCCUCUGUCCUAGGAGCAGUGAGGGAGGGAGAAGGGGUAUGUUUGAAGACGUGAGUGGCUGUCUUCACACAGACCUGCAUUGGUUUGCAGCCUCUUCUGCCACAGGGGACAAAUGCAGAGUCAUCCCUCUGUAACUUGAGGCCUGAAGGAAGCAAGAAGACCUCAGUAGGGAAAGCACAGUUACCGUCUCAGCAACUAAGUGAUCCACGGGGAUGUUUAACAUGCAACCCAAAGUCGGGACAUCCCUUCCCCCAUAAGCCCCAAAAGACACUACACCAUUUCAUUACCAAAUAGAAAUGCUUUCUGACCUACUGUCACUUUGCUUUCCUACCCAAAGAAUGGCCCCACACCCCCAAUCCCAAUGCCCACCCAUUCCCAAGAAAUAGUCUGUUUGCUUGAGCUGAUGCCCAAGAACUGAUCAGCCAUGCCUGGCUGCAUUUCUCCCUUACAUGGGAGCAUGUAGCUAAGCCUGGAGUUCCUUCCCUUAAAGUCAGCAACGCUAAGGCAGUAGGUUCCAUUCCCUGAAGGUAGCUCACCAUUCUGGUGAUGAUGUCUGGAAAGCCCAUUUUCUUUCUUUCUUCCCCUAUGUUGGCAUGAAUUUCUGUCUUCUCUAACACCAUAUGACCUUCUCUAAAUAAUGCUUUAAAAAUGUAAUAAUAUUUAUGAUUUUUAAAAGAAAUUUAUUACUUAUUGUGAAGGUCUUUUUAAACCAGUUUAGAUUUAAAGAAAAAAAAUAAAUGGAAAUCAUCAAAAAUUCAUUUCAUAUUAACACUAUGAAAAUAAACCAAAGGACAUUAUGUGUGCAUGUGUAUAUAAGCACACAGAAAUAUAUAUACAUAUGUAGACUAUAUACACUUUAGGUAUAUGUGUGCAGAUAAGUGUAUAAAUGUAUCUGCACACAUAUACCUAAAAUGUGUGUAUGUAUAUUUAUUAAAGAAAGAGACACCAUAUUCAUGUCUAAAAGAAUAUUCAGAGAAUAUGAAGAUGAUUCUGGCUGAAGAAAAAGGCCAGUGGAAAUUCAGGUGAAAAUGUUCAUCAAUUCCCAUUAUAACAUAUCUGUCAUUUUGCAGCUCUCUGUGUAAACAUUUUAUGUCUUAUAAAGCAGCAAAAAUAUAAAAUAAGUGUCCAUAUUUUCAAAGUUGUGGUAUAAUUUAUGAAGUUAGAGAGUAACUUAACAGAUUCUUAAUAGAAAUGGCAAGUUUUGAUAUGAAUAAACAGUAUAUAAAAAUAUAUAUAGUGCUAUAUAAAAAUAUUUGGUCUCUUUUCAUUUUCACACUAGUAUUAACACUAAAAUAUGUCUAGCUAGUGAGGUUUUUAUGACAUCCCUAAUCCUAACACAAGAGACAGGUAUUUAGAGUCAUUUAUUUUUAAAAAAUGAAAAUAAGUGAGUAAUUACUGAUCAGUUACCAUUGUUACUCCCUGUGACAAAAUUUUAUAAGUAAAUUUAAAAAGACAUGUUGUAAAUUAGGAGAUUCAACAAUAAAACAUUACCUUCCAGAAAUUAUGUGGGAUGUGAUAUGUAUUACAUAAAAACACUUCCAUCCAUUUUAGGAGCAGAUAAUAAAAAGUUGCUGAAGAGAUCUCAAAA
Molecule: messenger RNA, 3095 nt
Organism: Manis javanica (Malayan pangolin)
Lineage: Eukaryota; Metazoa; Chordata; Mammalia; Pholidota; Manidae
Source: RefSeq, a predicted model, not a curated record